AUGGCAGAGAAAAGCCUCUCAUCCCCAAGCACGGACGUACGUCUCUCCAACUCUGCGCCGCAUCAACUACUCACUCCCCCCACUAACUCGGAACAAAUGCAACAGCCCCAAAUCCUAAUCACCCAAGAAACCAGCCACGAACACAUCUUCUGCACCUUCACAACCAACACUGCCUGGACCCUCGGCACCGCACUGCGCACCCGCAUCCUCUCGCUACCAGCCGGACAACGCAAGCCCGCGCUCAUCUCAAUCGCACACGCCACAGCCACCACAGGCGGCGGCCCACUGCACGUAGUCUUCCAGUGCGCAACCGAGAGCGGGACGAUCCCCGACAACGAGAACUGGGUGCGACGCAAGCGCAACACCGUGCUGCGCUGGGGCGUGUCCAGCUGGGCGAUGCGCCAGAAGACCGUGGCGGGGUUGUCGGCGGAUGCGACGGCUGCGGAUAUCGAGAGCGCGUUUGUGAAGAAGUAUGCGCUGGCGAGUGCCAAUGGGGGUGCCGUUGCGGAUGAGUAUGCUAUCCAUGGUGGUGCGUACCCAAUCCGCGUGCGUGGGGUCGAGGGGAUUGUUGCUGUUGUGGUGGUUAGCGGGCUGAAGCAGGAGGAUGAUCAUCAGGUUGUUGCGGAGACGGUGCGUGAAAUUGUUGGGCAGGGGCAUUAA
Molecule: messenger RNA, 660 nt
Organism: Penicillium alfredii
Lineage: Eukaryota; Fungi; Ascomycota; Eurotiomycetes; Eurotiales; Aspergillaceae
Product: DUF967 domain protein
Exons: 1
Coding region: 1-660 (219 amino acids)
Biological process (GO): post-translational protein targeting to endoplasmic reticulum membrane
Cellular component (GO): TRC complex
Source: RefSeq, a predicted model, not a curated record